AUGGCGGGUAGUUUUCUCCGCACUGAUUCGCAGUUGAUCGUUGCAGAACUUAAGCGAAAGGACAGGCUGCUGAAGCUCAAGCGAAGGUGGCUAAUAGGAGCGCCAUUGUCAAUCUCUAAAGUGGAGAGACUUUUAAAUAACGAGUGCCUGCCUGAGUCUAUGCUUAGGGAAGAUGAUGUAUUUUAUGAUAGUGUUAAAACGUUUGUUGAACAAGCAUUUGGAGUACACCAUGUUGAAAGAGAGGUCAAAACAACUUGUCAGUUUCUCAACGUGAACAACAUCGAAGGCAUCUUGUUGUCUUGUCUUGAUUCUUUGACCAGUAAAGGUCUUUACCUUGUCUCUCUGUUCCUUACAAAAGGUGUGCAGAAGUUUGAAAAGACUCGGAAAAAAAUGAGAAAUGUUUUCCAGAAAUCUAUUCCAGGAUUUCUUAGGAAUCUGAAUAGCAAGGAUGACAAAGUAGAAAUUUUUACCAAGUUAUGUCAGCUUCUCACUGACCGAGAGAAUAUUAGGCAGGAGUGCUGUUCACAUUACUUUCAAUGGAAUGUUGCUGCAAUAAAAAUUUUGGAUAGACUAAAGGACUUGCCAACUGAAGCCCUGUUUGCUAUGCGCAGGAAACUAAGAGGGUUACCGGCAGAAUUACCUUGUUUGCGGAAAAGGAGAUAUGGUUGGAGUCGAGAUACCCUGAUUUGUAAGGUUAAGAGAACCAUUAGGAAGAUGCUAUCAGAACUCGUUGGGAGUGGAAGGCAUAGCUUCCAGGAACCUUUAACCAUGGCCCUAGCAGUUGCGGGUUUAUCGCUAAAGCUGAAAAGAUGUCCUGGUUCUUGCAUGACUGACUUCAUAAAAUUUUCACCAGAAAUAGAACUGUUACAGACAGAAAUCAUAAAGGCUAUUUGGUUACUGGAAACGAAGGUCAGAAUGCCAGAGCUUCAAGCCUUGCAACAUCUGUUGGAUCCAUCUGCUAAUAUCCCAGCACGGUCUUUACGAACAGCAAUGAAGAAAUUAUUCACCGAGUAUCUUUUUGACUGCAAUGAGUUAGACUCCAUUCCCAAGGGGUUUCUGAAAGCUCUAAAUCUUAUCAAUAGCUCUCGAGUUUCACCCGAUGGCUACUUGUUGACCCAUGUUAUUGAAGAGGAGGCAGAAUCUAUCAUAAGUGUAAGUUCUGAUAUAAAGCAACUUGUUUGGGAUUUAAUUCCUGGCUAUGGGCUUGCUGAGAAUUUUGGCGAUGCAUAUACGGAAGAGCCAUGUGGAAGUGAAGAUGAUGAUUGUGGUGAGGUGUCUCCCAAGCAGCAAGAAUUCGACUCCCCAAGUUUCAGAUUUGGUUCUAUGUACUCAGAGAACGAUGAAGAGAGCUUUGCAGAAUAUACACCUUUAGACGUUGAGCUAGACAUACCUAACCCUGAUCAGGAAGGUCAGAGUCUUCCUAGUACACAUAAUGACUGCAAGAUUGGCAACCCUUCUCUCAGCAUGGUUUUAAAAGUCGAGUGUGAUAUGAAAACUGAAUCUUAUCAGAGUAAUGCAAAUAGUCUAAGAAACGCAUCAGGUUUCCACGAAUUAAACCUUUGCUGUAGAGGGGAAGAAUCUGGUCCUAGCAAUCAGACUCUUUCUAACAAUUUGUACCUUAAUAUCCAAGAAGCUUCCGAUGAGACAAGUUUAGUAGCCUACAAUCUCAUUGGUUCUCUAUUAGCAGAGUUCACAUUAGAAGACAGGCUUGAUCUAGAUUAUACAGAUGGAUAUCUGAGAGGCAACUAUUCAUAUCAACGGGAUGCAGAAGCAGGAAAGACCUCUCCUAAGGAACAAGCAGCUGAUUCCUUAGUUGUUGAAGUGGUUGAAGAGCUAAUACCUUCCUUCCCCAGGAGUGGAGUGGAAAAACUGAAGGAGCUUAUGGGCACUUGA
Molecule: messenger RNA, 1893 nt
Organism: Linum trigynum
Lineage: Eukaryota; Viridiplantae; Streptophyta; Magnoliopsida; Malpighiales; Linaceae
Source: the annotation of a GenBank genome assembly